Molecule: messenger RNA, 1816 nt
Organism: Xiphias gladius (swordfish)
Lineage: Eukaryota; Metazoa; Chordata; Actinopteri; Istiophoriformes; Xiphiidae
Gene: ntpcr
Product: nucleoside-triphosphatase, cancer-related
Exons: 5
Coding region: 576-1166 (196 amino acids)
Molecular function (GO): ATP hydrolysis activity
Source: RefSeq, a predicted model, not a curated record
GUUAAAGUCGCCGCAAAUCCAGACCAGACUCUCAGUCAGUAAUCGUAAACGGGGCUGAUGAAAGUUAGCUUGUUUUAGCUGUUUUUGUCCGGAUAGUACCGAAUUAUACUGGUACGGCUAAACGGUAACUAGGUAUUUAUGGUAUUCCUUUAAGUCCCUCCACCGAUAGAGGAGACGUUCAUACAAGCAGCCCCAUUUUAAACAUAAUCUUAACAGGUUUUUAGUCAGUCUUACUCAGUGAUUCCUUACGAAAGAUAACAUGAUUUUCGUAAAGCAGUCCUGCAAAAAAUCCUCCCUUCAUGAGAGUUAUAAUGUUCCGUUUUUGAUCAAACAGGGUUAGGGAGGUGUUGUUGCAACUGUAUGAUCAUUUUGGAGGAUGUAGUUUGUGGAGCUGUUGAACUGUAUUGCAUUAUAGAGAGAGAUGUCUCUGCUAUUUGGCCUCACCGAUAUAAAUGACACAAACUGGACUUUGUAAUCGUCCUGAACGUAGGAUUUAUUUACUGCAGGACUGUUGUGUAAGACUGCAUUAGGUUUAGCUAGAUGUACCGAAUAAACUGCCAACUGAAAAUGCAAGGAUGGAUUAUGGGAAAAUGGGCCCCCGGGCACAGAGAGGUGUGGGGAAAACCACUCUAGUCCAGAAAGCUUGUGAGGCUUUAGUGUCAUCAGGAGCGGGAGUUGAAGGGUUUUACACAGAGGAGGUCAGGGAGGGAGGGCGGAGAGUCGGCUUUGAUGUCGUCACCGUGACAGGAGAGAGGGGCCACCUGUCCAGAAUCAGAGACGUUGCUGGUGCGUCUCAUGGCAGACGGGAAUACACAGUUGGGCAGUAUGUGGUUGAUUUGCCUUCAUUUGAAAACCUGGCUCUCCCCCUCUUCAGAAACGUAGGGUUGGCAGAUGGGGGCAGCAGGAAGGUGUUUGUCAUCGACGAAAUUGGCAAAAUGGAGCUCUUCAGCCAGUCGUUCAUCAGGGCAGUGCGACAGACUUUAGAUAGCUCUUCCUGCACCAUCCUGGGCACCAUCCCCAUCCCCAAGGGGAAACCACUUGAUCUCGUGGAAGAGGUGCGGAGCAGGAGAGAUGUCAAGGUCUUUGCUGUGUCUAAGGAGAACAGAAAUGCUGUUCUACAAGACAUUUUAGCAACAGUACGAGAAUGUCUAAAACAGACAACCUAACACGGAGAUUCAGAGCCAAUAAAGGGGAAGAAACCUGCAGUUCGUGUGCCCUUUUUGUGCUGACAGCAAGUUUUAUUUGUGUCAAUGCAUUUACAGUACACACAGCCAGACUGUUCAGUGGAUCUACACGUGCUAUAUAACAGGGUUGUGACCUGAACUGAAGGGCAUCCAAGCUGCUGAAAGAGUUAGUGUGUCACAUGCAUGCAUUUAUGUACACAAUUCAUUUUUUUCAUCCCCGUACAGCCUCAAAAUGGAUUGCAUGCUGAAUAAUUGAUUGUGAGAUGGAACACAGUGGGGGAAUUGUUCAGUUAGUGUGUAAGUACCCAGGGUUUUCAGAGUCAAAGACUACUUAGUGCUCAAAACAGCUGUGUUUUAUUUUUUUAUGUAGCUGUUGGUGUUAUAGAGACUCCAGCAGCCAUUUCUCAUUUUGAGUGUAUAAUAUUUAUUCAUCCACAAAGACAAGUGUUGCUAUUUUUCUGUUUCAUUGAGCUCUUUGCUAUGUGAGCCUCCUUUGUGUUUGUCUUGUCAAUCUGAGGAUGUGCUCAUUGGAUAUCAAUAUUUAACAGUAUAACUAUGUCCAAUCCUUUUAUGAUUUAUUCAUCCACUAGCAUGAACAAAAAAUUAAAAAAUAAAGAGUUACUGUCUUUCAA